GACGAAUCAGAGUCUGUCAAGGACGAGAGCUUGCCAACCUCGUCUGCCGCCACCAAGCUGGGUGAGGCAGCGCACUUGCUGGCCAUCCUGUCUGGCUGGAAGGUGAAAGAUAUGCCGUGGCUGUCGCCAUGGGAGUCGAAGCUGAAGCAGGCGAUCGCGGAUUUGACCAAGGUGAACAAGGACUUGACGUCCAUCGUCCAGGGCUGCAAGUCUGGCAGCAGCUUCGAGGACUGCUGCGCUACGAUCGAGAAGGCGC
Messenger RNA from Prorocentrum cordatum, 256 nucleotides. The record is from the annotation of a GenBank genome assembly. Lineage: Eukaryota; Dinophyceae; Prorocentrales; Prorocentraceae.